AUUUAGUAUAGUUUACAAGGACCUACAUGCACUUAACAUUCUUAGAGAAAUAGCCCAUUUUCCAAUAGGCAACACCUUCCAAUAUAAAGCAGAAAUCCCCAUGGAGGCUAAUUUGGUCAUUCACCAAUCACAAAAUUCCAUAGAUCUAUUAUAGAUAAACUCGUAAUAUUACUCAUAAUCUAAUGGUAUUUCAUUAACCAAAUCCUAUUUAUAACCCCUCCACUCAACUCAUUUUCUCCCAAUUCUAUUUUCCUCCUUCUUCACUUUGCUUAGCAAACAAGAAAAAAAAACAUCAAAUUUUCUCUCACCAUGGCUAUGGCUUUUAAGAUGGCGACGACGGGCAUGUGGGUAACUGAUGAAUGCAAGAAUUCAUACAUGGAUAUGAAAUGGAAGAAAGUUCAUAGGUACAUAGUAUUCAAGAUUGAUGAAAAAUCAAGAUUAGUCACAGUUGACAAAGUUGGUGGACCUGGUGAAAACUAUGAGGAUUUGGCUGCAGCUCUACCUAAAGAUGAUUGUCGAUAUGCUGUGUUUGAUUUUGAUUUUGUUACUGUUGAUAAUUGCAAAAAAAGCAAGAUCUUCUUCAUUGCCUGGUCACCAACAGAAUCAAGAAUCAGAGCAAAAAUAUUGUACGCAACAUCAAAAGCAGGACUGAGAAGAGUGCUAGAUGGAAUUAGCUAUGAACUUCAAGCAACUGAUCCAACUGAGAUGGGAAUUGAUGUGAUCAAGGACAGAGCUAAAUAAUUUUUUCUUUUUUAAUUAGCAAACAAAUUAAUGCACUGUUUUUUUUUGUUUGUCAUCUUUUGAAAAACUUUGUUUUUACUUAUAAUAAUGAAUCCACUUAGAGGGCAAAGAUGCUUUUUUCUUUC
Capsicum annuum is the source of this 866-nucleotide messenger RNA. Its product is annotated as actin-depolymerizing factor 5. The transcript has 3 exons. Gene Ontology annotation, molecular function: actin filament binding. The coding region runs from base 310 to 741 and encodes 143 amino acids. Lineage: Eukaryota; Viridiplantae; Streptophyta; Magnoliopsida; Solanales; Solanaceae. Gene Ontology annotation, biological process: actin filament depolymerization; actin filament bundle assembly. The record is from RefSeq and is a predicted model, not a curated record. Gene Ontology annotation, cellular component: cytoplasm; actin cytoskeleton.